AUGGCAUCAAUGACGCACCGCCAACUUGGCUACCCACACCACCACGGUGCGGGGCAGCACACGUUGCGGCCUCUGCAGCGCCCUAGCCCUCACAAGGCCACCGGGGCGGGACGCCGGAGUCGAGCGAGCUCAGCCCCGGCCCGACCAAAACCUCUCCGGAGGUCCUGUUCUUGCUGUCGCGCCGCCUCGAGCCUUGAGGACGGCGAGGAGGAAGGGGAACGCAAGGCUCUCCUCUGCUCCGGGCCGUCGUCCUCGAAGUCGCUCCCGGAGCCGUCGUCUGGCUCCUCCCAGAAGACGUCGCUGUCGGAAGAGGCGGCGCGCGGUGGGGGCGCACAGCAUCCGUCGGGGUCCGCCGGCCGGCCCGGGGGAGGAGCACCGCCGAGCCAGGCAUGCCAGCGCCGGGUUGGGGGCGGCGAACUCGGCGCUGGACCAAGCACGCCGGAGCUCUGCGCCUCCGCGCUCUGCUACGACCCGGCGUCGCCGUGCCGCGACGCGCGCGACUACGCGGCGGUGGCGACGCUCGCCGCCAGGCUCCUGGUCCGCAACGGCACCGCGACCAGGGACACCGUGGCCGUGGCCGCGACGGCGGCGCCUCCCCGACCCCCGGCCGCCGGGACGAAGCCUGAGCGCCGCAGGGUGGCAGAUCCGGCCGCCGCCCACCGGAUCUGGCCGGCUGCCGCCUGCCGCCGCCGGACACCGCCGGACACGUCGGGGGAGAGGUGGAGGGGGGGAGGAGAGCGGGGGAGGGGGGGGGGGGGAAGAGACGCGCACGGGGCCACUUCGGGGCAGCCGCCGCCGCCGCCGCCACGGGAUCACGGCGACGGCGGCCGGGGAGGGCCGGAGAGGAGGGGGGGGAGCUGGGUGGCGCCGUCGCCCCCCGAGUCGCCCGUUGGGAGGGCGCUCGAGGGUCGUCCCACCUGUAUUGUGUUACAUGUUUAG
Messenger RNA from Sorghum bicolor (sorghum), 939 nucleotides. RefSeq names its product dapper homolog 3-like. Bases 1 to 939 code for a protein of 312 amino acids. The transcript has a single exon. NCBI's taxonomy places the organism in Eukaryota, Viridiplantae, Streptophyta, Magnoliopsida, Poales, Poaceae. The record is from RefSeq and is a predicted model, not a curated record.